CGCGGCGCUGGGUGCUGGUGGGAUUCGCUAAGACGUAGAGAGGACGCGGCCGGCGCCGGGUUGGGGGCUUGCAGCCUGCAGCCAUGACCCUCGCACUCUGUCCUUCGGCCCCGGCCACGGGCGUCUAAUAUCCCACACAGUCGCGCGCAGCUGCCAGAGACCCGGCCGCUGCCCCUUCGUCGCCCUUGGCGCCUUAUCAGUCUCCCUUUCCCGGAGCUGGGAGCAGCGCGGGCAGCCGGCGCCCCCGUGCAAACUGGGGGUGUCUGCUGGACCAGCCCCCGCCGCCGCCGCCCCCGGCUCUGGCCAUGGCCUGGCGGGGCUCAGUGCCGAGCGUCCUGGGGGCGCCCGGGGGCGUCGAUCUCAGUCUGCGGCUGCUGCUACUGCUGCUGUUGCUGCUGCUGCUCCCGGGGCCAGCGCGAGGCUUCGGGGACGAGGAGGAGCGGCGCUGCGACCCCAUCCGCAUCUCCAUGUGCCAGAACCUGGGCUACAACGUGACCAAGAUGCCCAACCUGGUGGGGCACGAGCUGCAGACAGACGCCGAGCUGCAGCUGACAACUUUCACGCCGCUCAUCCAGUACGGCUGCUCCAGCCAGCUGCAGUUCUUCCUUUGUUCGGUGUAUGUGCCAAUGUGCACAGAGAAGAUCAACAUCCCCAUCGGCCCAUGUGGCGGCAUGUGUCUUUCGGUCAAGAGGCGCUGUGAACCUGUCCUGAAGGAAUUUGGCUUUGCCUGGCCAGAGAGCCUGAACUGCAGCAAAUUCCCACCCCAGAAUGACCACAACCACAUGUGCAUGGAAGGGCCGGGUGAUGAAGAGGUACCAUUACCUCACAAAACCCCCAUCCAGCCUGGGGAAGAGUGCCACUCCGUAGGAACCAAUUCGGAUCAGUACAUCUGGGUGAAAAGGAGCCUGAACUGUGUCCUCAAGUGUGGCUAUGAUGCUGGCUUAUAUAGUCGCUCAGCCAAGGAGUUCACGGACAUCUGGAUGGCCAUAUGGGCCAGCCUGUGCUUCAUCUCCACCGCCUUCACCGUGCUGACCUUCCUGAUCGAUUCUUCUAGGUUUUCCUACCCUGAGCGCCCCAUCAUAUUUCUCAGUAUGUGCUAUAAUAUUUAUAGCAUUGCUUAUAUUGUCAGGCUGACUGUAGGCCGGGAAAGGAUAUCCUGCGAUUUUGAAGAGGCAGCAGAACCUGUUCUCAUCCAAGAAGGACUUAAGAACACAGGAUGUGCAAUCAUUUUCUUGCUGAUGUACUUUUUCGGAAUGGCCAGUUCCAUCUGGUGGGUUAUUCUGACACUUACUUGGUUUUUGGCGGCAGGACUCAAGUGGGGUCAUGAAGCCAUUGAAAUGCACAGUUCUUAUUUCCACAUUGCUGCCUGGGCCAUCCCUGCAGUGAAAACCAUUGUCAUCUUGAUCAUGAGACUGGUGGAUGCUGAUGAACUCACCGGCCUGUGCUAUGUAGGAAACCAAAACCUUGAUGCCCUCACAGGCUUUGUGGUGGCCCCCCUCUUCACUUACUUGGUGAUUGGAACUUUGUUCAUUGCUGCAGGCUUAGUGGCCUUGUUUAAAAUUCGGUCCAAUCUUCAAAAGGACGGGACAAAGACAGACAAGCUGGAAAGGCUGAUGGUCAAGAUCGGGGUCUUCUCAGUCCUGUAUACGGUUCCUGCAACCUGUGUGAUUGCCUGUUAUUUCUAUGAAAUCUCCAACUGGGCACUCUUCCGGUAUUCUGCGGAUGACUCCAAUACAGCAGUCGAAAUGUUGAAAAUUUUUAUGUCUUUGCUGGUGGGCAUCACUUCAGGCAUGUGGAUUUGGUCUGCCAAAACUCUUCAUACGUGGCAGAAGUGUUCUAAUAGACUGGUGAAUUCUGGGAAGGUGAAGAGAGAGAAGCGAGGGAAUGGUUGGGUGAAGCCUGGGAAAGGCAAUGAAACUGUGGUAUAAGGCUACCCGGCCUCCACGCUCUCCAAAUAUGGAAGGUGGGAAUGAUAGCAUUUUGGUGCAAAAUGCGAUGAAAAGUUUCACGCGGUGAAUCUCAGUUUGAACCAACUGGCAACACUUAAGUGACCCCUUAAGCCACCACCACCUGCCCUCCCCCCCGACUCCCCAGCAAUCAUAAAAGUAAUGAUUUUGCUGCAGACUUUGGAAUGAUCCAAAAUGGAAAAGCCAGUUAGAGGCUUUCAAAGCUGUGAAAAAUCAAAACAUUGAUCACUUUAGCAGGUCGCAGCUUGGAGCGUGGAGGUCCUGCCUAGAUUCCAGGAGGUUCCAGGGCGAUGCUGCUUUUCCCUGCAGAGUGGGAUUUGAGCUGUGAGUAGAUAACUUGCAGGGAGAAAGAUGAACUUUUUUAACCCUUAAAAUCUUAAAUACUAACUGGGUCUUUCAGAUAGCAAAGCAAUCUAUAAACACUGGAAACACUGGGUUCAGAGAAGUGUUACAAGAGUUUUAUAGUUUGGCUGAUCUAACAUAAACAUUUUCUGUGGUGCGCUGUCUGCUGUUUAGAACUUUGUGGAUUGCUCUCCCAAGAGGUGGUGUCAGAAUCUUUCAGUGCCUUUGUCAUAAACCAGAAUUGUUUGAAAAAACAAAAGUACUGUACAAACACACGUAAAGUAUCCAGUGGACUUUUCUUCUCUCUCUUCCUUUCAAAUUUCAACAUCCCUGUUCUAGGCUGCUGCUGUUUUCUUCAUUUUACAUUAAUGACUCAAAACAAGUAUUUUUAUAGGAAUUUUUGCACUGCAGCGUGCCUAAUGAGGGGAAAAGUAAGGGUGAUUCACUUUCUGACAAUCAUUUAAUUCAGAGGAAAAUGAGAUUUACCAAGUCGACUUACCUUACCGACCCCAGAGACCUAUUGCAUUGAGCAAUGGGGACUUAAUAUAUUUUACUUUGUGUGAUUGCAUCUAUGCAGACGCCAAUCUGGAAGAGCUACAACAUUAAGUUUCUUGGCAACUUUGCAUUCACACAGAUUAGCUGUGUAAUUUGUGUGUGUCAAUUACAAUUAAAAGCACAUUCUUGGACCAUGACAAAAUAGUAUACUCAACUGACUUUAAAACUAUGGUCAGCUUGCAUUCUCAGAAUGAUAGUGCCUUUCUUUCCUUUAGCAUAAGAAUGUUAUCAGAGUCUAGUCUACUACCACAAUGAAGACUUUUUCUGUUUCGUAGAGAGAACGUAGGACAGCUAAUCCAACUAGUUGGUGCAUAAUGGUUUCUUAGUAAUUGGCAAACGCUUCUUACCAGCUUUCAUUGGAGUCAGUGUGGCCUGGAGUAUUUAUAUGGUGCUUAAUGAAUCUCCAGAAUGCCAGCCAGGAGCUUGAUUGGUUAGUAGGGAAUAAAGUGUAGACCAUAUGAAAUGAACUGCAAACUCGUAGCCACACAGGUCUUAAUUGCCUUUUGCAGAGGUAUCCAGAGCUUUUAAAAUUUAUGCUUUAUGUUCCUCACAAUGGGGUACCCCCUAGCAGCCCUCAAAAGUUGCAAUUCUUUUAAAAUUGUAACUGGACUUUCUCUUAACCUGCCUCUGGCCUUCUAAUCACCAGCUCUCUAGGACAAAUUGUUGACAGUAUCGCAAGUUGCUCUCCUUGUAGCUCAUACCUACUUGUCCUUCAGCAACUACUUUGCAGUGACUCAUAUAUUUAUUCAUGCCCCACCCACCCCCCUCUAAAAACAGGUAGGAAACCUCUUUUAUCACAUUUUUUGUGUGUGUGUGGGAAAACAUUUCCAGGGACUCAAAAUCCCAAAUAGGUGGUCAAAUUCUGGAAAUAAGCAUGUCCUUUUUUGUUUUCAUGAGCUUUAUGUCCAUGGUUUGACAUUUUCCUUUCUUCUUUCCUCUGAUUUUGAGGGCUCUUGUAGGGAGUCUGAGGUGAAGAUGCAUGUAAGGUCUGUUGUGUAUUUUGGAUGGGAAAGUCUUGGGGCUUUGAGGACAGAUGCUAAAUGGGCAUGGGUGGCCCCUGGCGUGUGUGCUGAGCCUGAGUACCUUGGCUGGACUCUGGGUCAGGCUUCUAGGAGCAUGAGAAAUGAUCCCCACAAGGAUCAGUUGAACUCCAUCUGAGACUAAGUUGCCUAGGAAAUAUAAAAUGUGAACUCUGUGUGCUGCUUGCAGACAGUUCCCAUAGCUGGCCAGGGCCCUGGAGCCUGCGUCCCCGGGCGGAGCCUGCCCUUACUCACGCUCCACUCCAGUGCCUUGGGAGUUAUGAUGAGACGCUGCCCCAGGAAAGGGAAGAAGGAGGGUGCAGUAGCGCACUGGCCCGACUGUUAGGUUAUAGGGGUUUGUAACGCCAUGUUGUUGGGAAUGUUUCAGCGAUUGUGUGCCCAAGGCAGCACCCAGCAGAGGGCCAGGCACAGAGUAGGUGCUCAACAUUUGUGAAUAAUGAAAUAAUAAUAAGAGUACUAGGAGGAAACUAUACACCUGAGUUCUGGAGGCAGUGGCCUGGCAACUUUCUGGGUUUGAACUGGCCUCUUCUACAAAUCUCUUGCCUUCUCAGGGGAAAGUCUAUUUGAUCCUAAGUGGCUGUCAGUGCAGACGGGAUUAGUAGCCCUGGCAAUGUCACAGGGCUGUGGGCCUUUUCUUUCACGUUCCAGACAAUGGAGAGUGUUUAUGGUUUCAGGAAAGGAACUUUGUGGCUGAGGAGUCAGUUACCUUGUUACCUUGACGCGAUUCCAUCACCUUUUCACUUGGUAUUUGUUUAAAAAAAAAAAAAAAAGUAAAUUACUAGCACAUUUACUGAGUGCCAAUCAUGUGUAGAGCCCUGUGUUAGGCACCGAAGGGGAUGUCACGGAGUAUAAGCUCUGUCUUUCCAAACGACGUGGACUGACAGUUCUGGGUCUGCUGACUUUUGCAGUUGGUUUUGGGGAAGGAGCAUGGGCCUCUGAAUUGUCAUCUGUUUCACUGUCCCCAUCCCAUAAACCUCUUCCUGGGUCUUACUUACUACCUUUAAUGUGUCUCUCAUCCCUCUUCAAGAUUCCGUGUAAGUCAGUGACAGGGUUUUUGACAGAAAUUUUCAGCCCUGUUUCAUGACAGUCUCUGUGGGAAUCUCCUCAGAAGGCUAUGAACUUUGGCUUAAAUCGAACAUGAGCUCCCAAAUCCUAAUGUGACUGUGGGGCAGGCAUGUCACGGCUUGAGGUGUUCCACGUGAUGCUUACAGGUGAAUUGGAGGACAUCUUGCUAGAGAAAAGGUUAGGGCUGUUUUUCUUUGAAAUCUAGAAUAAGUAGGUGUGAUUGUAGCUUCCUACCUCACCAGAAGUCAACUUCCUCUUCCUGCAGGAAGCUGCAGUCACACCUCUGGAGAUUUUAUUCAACAGGGCCCAAGGGCACCACUGUCUACCCUCCACUCUGGCAAACCCUUCUUUAUCUUCCUCCAUAAAGGCCACACCUCAGGGCAGAGGAACACAGGGUAGGGUGGAACUGGCCUGAACCAUCUGGUUGAGCUACUUGGUUGAUUCAUAUCCUUUUUCCUCCACGGAGACCUGUUUCCUGAUCUCUGAGACUGCUUCUGAGCUGGCAACUUGCUCUGGGUCCUGAAACUGGAGAAGGGGUGAUACUUUUUAUUUUCCUGAGAAGAUCUCUGACUUUCCUCUCCCCAGUCACUCCCUUGCCUGCACCCGCAAACCCAGAAAUCAGGGGGAACUUCUGUGUUUAGGUUCUGCAUUGUGACUUUAUCAGCUCUGUCCUCUCUCAUUCCCCCCUCAGCCUCCUGGUCACUGAAUUCAGGACUUCCAGAGUUAGGAACCAAGCUGGGCCUCGAGGAAACAGAGCUUGACAGUUGCGGCCCUGGAGGGCAGACUUAAUUUAAAGAGGUGUCACCAGGCUACUGCAGUCUUUGGCUCCGGUUGAGGUGGCCACAGCAGCAGUUAGGGAGGAGAGCCACAGAGCACAGACUUUGGAAAGGAGCCCCCAGGAUCAAGCUACAUCCUGAAUUUCAUUCUGUGAUGGGAGAGAUUGGAGGGAGUUGCUUUUCCAGCCAAUUAUGUCAGUUCACUGGACUCUAACGGUUCCUUGUGUUCUUUUAUUGUAUUUGGGUUCAGAGUCCUCCCUCAUCUGGGUUUGUAUAAUGUUUGGCAAAGGACUCAGGUUAUCAUUUUUCCUCUGGGCCUCGGUCAUAGAUCUUGGAAACUCCUAGAAGAGUAUUUUGCUUCUACCAAGGAUCAGAUACCGGAGCCUUAAAUAAUGGAUUUUGUUUUACUGUGGCCUGGUCAGAGCUCUCUGCCUCUGCCUCUUGCCAUGCACAUGUACAGUAACGGCAUGCUGGCUAUCACCAAGAGGGAAGUGAACCCUGACCCUCCCCAACAGGCCUCUUCCCCUUGGUGAGGCCACUUGCCCUGUAGCAGCCUGUUCCUGUUUCCCUUAUUUCCUUUCUUUGCACCAGCAAAUUCCCAGUAUUUGCCCAGGCAGUUUAUAGAGAGCCUGUUUGGGAUCCUCUAUGAGCCAUGUCCUCCAGGUUUUUGUGGCUCCCUGAUCUCCUGCAACAUCCAGUAUAUGACCACUGUCAUCUCAGAAGGCUUCUGAGAAGAGGGGCAGGAGCACCUCUGCCUGCCCCCACCCCCCACCCCGCCCGAAGCCUGGUCCAUCUUCUCCCUCAGGAUGUGCACCUCUCCACAUCCUGUUCAGGGGCUCAGACCCCAACUUGGUUGUGAGUUUUGGGAGGGGGAAGGCUGCCCGGUGGGGCAUCUAGGUGGUUCUGAAUUUUUUCCUACCUCACAGGGAUGUCGUGAGACUUCCGAAGGUCUCGGGAUGAAAGGCCCCUUGAGCUCUUUGUAGGAAAGGUGGAGUAAAUGCCAGGUGUGCUCUGUGACCAGGUGAAAUGGGACUCAGCAUUUGUGCAGCAGUCAGGCUGGUGCUCUGUGAGCUGUGCUUGGAUCCCCGUGCCGCCCUGCAGCUCCUUCCACCUUGAGGCCAGCCUCGGGGGGCUCUCAGAUGUUUGACAGAGAGGUACCAGGCAAACCCCUGCUACACGUGCCCUAACACACUGCUGAACAUCAAAGAAAACAGACCCUGCUUUUAAGGAUGUACAAAUGUAUGUCUGCAUUGAUGUCUGUACUGUAAAUUUCUAAUUUAUCACUGUACAAAAAAAAUAAACUUUGCUAUUUAAUUUUUGUAUUAAAGGAAAAUAAAGUUUUGUUUAUUAA
Molecule: messenger RNA, 7096 nt
Organism: Suricata suricatta (meerkat)
Lineage: Eukaryota; Metazoa; Chordata; Mammalia; Carnivora; Herpestidae
Gene: FZD4
Product: frizzled class receptor 4
Exons: 2
Coding region: 306-1928 (540 amino acids)
Biological process (GO): non-canonical Wnt signaling pathway; canonical Wnt signaling pathway; retina vasculature morphogenesis in camera-type eye
Cellular component (GO): plasma membrane
Molecular function (GO): Wnt receptor activity; Wnt-protein binding
Source: RefSeq, a predicted model, not a curated record